This is a messenger RNA of Osmia bicornis bicornis, 2403 nucleotides long. RefSeq names its product cytochrome P450 6a2-like. NCBI's taxonomy places the organism in Eukaryota, Metazoa, Arthropoda, Insecta, Hymenoptera, Megachilidae. The coding region runs from base 712 to 2220 and encodes 502 amino acids. Gene Ontology annotation, molecular function: oxidoreductase activity, acting on paired donors, with incorporation or reduction of molecular oxygen; heme binding; iron ion binding. The record is from RefSeq and is a predicted model, not a curated record. The transcript is spliced from 5 exons.
CAUGUUAUUUAAUUUUACUUAAAAUAAAUUUCAAUUUUUGAACCAAGUUUAUCAACCAAUGAGGCCAUCUAAGAUUUCAUAGUCCCUGAACGCUUUAUAUUAUAAUCAUGUCCUGAUCCAGUAUAAAAAUCUGCAUGCUGCAAAAACAUUGAAAAUAAUUGUACUUGAUUUUCUAACUGCUAUAUAAACCGGUUGCCGGCUUUUAGAGUGUUGUUUGUAGAAACAUUAGAUAAGUGAAGAAUGAAUACUAAUGCAUACCCUGCCAGGGACACACACAUAUAGGCAACAUUUAAUGUAAUAGUACUGAUAAUUUUUAGUGAAUAUCUCGUAAAUUAAAUAAGAUCGAGUGGAAAUUAUAUGUAAAAAAGUUGUUCAAAAUGUUAAUCCCUAUAACAUAUCUAAAAAUCAUAAAAAUCGGCGAAGUAGACACACUUUUCAAUGCCACUGAAAUGUAUUGCAAAUAAAAUUAGAUAACAUUUAAUCGUACAGAAAAAUCCAGAAAGAAAUAAUAAUGGAGGAAAAACAUAAAAACGAUACAGAUUUUAAUAGUUUAAUAAUUUAAACAAUUUAAAACGAUAGGAUUUGUUUUUGCAAUAGCAAUUGUAUUGCAAAUUCACAAAAUUACUGCGAAUUAUAAGUUUUGAAAUAUCUAGAUCAUGAACUCUUGUCAUAAAUCUUCAGAAACUGCAAAAUCAAGUGGAUUAAAUCAAAAUGGCGAGCUACUUUGAAAUUCUACUCUCUAUCGCAGUGAUACUUAUUGCAUUCUACUAUUAUGCUAUAUCAAACUUUGAUUUUUGGAAGAAACGUGGCGUAGUUGGGCCAACGCCGAUACCAUUCUUUGGAAACACUAAGGAUUUAACAUUUUCUAACAUAUCAUUACGUCAUUAUAUAAAAACAGCGUACGAUCAAUAUAAAAAUGAACCAAUGAUCGGGUUUUAUUUAAUGAGGAAACCAAGUCUUAUAUUGAAUGAUCCAGAGCUUAUCAAACACGUUCUCAUUAGAGAUUUCUCAAAAUUUGCAAAUCGAGGUGGUCUUGUUUAUGAGAAGACAGAGCCACUCUCGACACAUCUCUUCAACUUAGAAGCAGAAAGAUGGCGACCAUUGAGAACGAGGAUCUCUCCCAUAUUUACAUCUGGGAAAUUGAAGGAAAUGUUCUAUCUCAUAAUUGAAUGUUCGCAACAUUUGGAAAAAUAUUUGGCGAAAGAGGUUGAAAAAGGACAGCCACUAGAAUGUCGAGAAUUAACAGCAAGAUUCACGAUUGACGUGAUUGGUAGUUGUGCUUUUGGAAUUGAAAUGAAUGCACUAGCAGACGAGAGAUGCGAAUUCCGUCAAAAGGGUAAAGAAUUCUUCGAUACAUCGUCUUUCGAAAACGUCUUUCGAACCCAAACGAAACAACUCUUCCCUAAGCUGUACGAUUUGCUUGGUUAUAUAAUACCCGAAAGGAGAUUAUCCUCAUUCUUCAUCAAAGCUGUUACAGACACCAUAAAAUACAGACAAGAGAAUGAUAUCGUUAGACCAGAUUUCAUCAAUAUGCUUAUGGAUCUUAAAGCACAUCCAGAGAAACUGAACAAUAUCGAACUGACGGACUCUUUACUGACUGCACAAGCUUUUAUAUUCUUCGCGGCGGGUUAUGAAACCUCAUCGACGACGAUUAGCAAUGCUCUUUAUGAAUUAGCUGUAAAUCAAGAUAUACAAAAUAAACUACGAGAAGAAAUAAUGGAGUACUGCUCUAAAGACAAAGGAGAGUUGAAAUACGAGACUGUAAAAGAAAUGGAAUAUUUAGAUAAAGUAUUUAAAGAAACGUUAAGAAUGUACCCACCUGGAUCAUUACUAUUUCGAAAUGCAAUAUCAGACUACACUUUUGAUGGCACUAAGGUUUCAAUACCAAAGGGUACAACAGUCUGGAUCCCAGUGUUUGCCUUGCAACGAAAUUCUGAUAUUUAUCCAAAUCCUGAUUCUUUUGAUCCGGAAAGGUUCAAUGAAGACGCUAUUGCAGCUCGACAUUCCAUGCACUAUUUACCAUUCGGUGAUGGACCAAGAAAUUGCGUUGGUGCACGUUUCGCAAUUUAUCAAACCAAAAUUGGCCUUAUCGCAAUUCUACGGAAUUACAAAGUGGACGUUUGCGAAAAGACAAGUAUUCCUUACGAAAUUGAUCCAGCUUCGAUUUUAUUAGCACCAAAAGAGGGGAUAUACUUGAAGUUCACAAAAGUACAAAGUUAAUGUAACUUAUUUGACAUACAUUAAAUUGAAAAUAUUUUUCGUAAGUCAUUACACAUUAUGGAUGUAAAAAACAAUAUAGAAGGAAUGUAUAUUUGUAGCUUAAAGUUAAGAUGUCUCUUGUAUACGAGAUGGUUAAUUUAACCUACAUGACGGAAAGGCAAAUAAAUGAAUUUUUUAAAGUUU